This is a messenger RNA of Triplophysa rosa, 1096 nucleotides long. RefSeq names its product stomatin (EPB72)-like 3a (gene stoml3a). Lineage: Eukaryota; Metazoa; Chordata; Actinopteri; Cypriniformes; Nemacheilidae. Gene Ontology annotation, cellular component: plasma membrane. The record is from RefSeq and is a predicted model, not a curated record. The transcript has 7 exons. The coding region runs from base 24 to 878 and encodes 284 amino acids.
CGCCGCUCGUGUUGCAGUCAAAGAUGACUUCUGUAAUCAAGAUUCAAGAGCGCCAUACUGCAGAUAGCACACAUAUACUAGAAGAUGAUAAACCAUCCUCAAUGGGAUGUUUUGGCUGGUUUAUUAUCAUCAUCUCUAUUAUUGUCACAAUAGGAUUGUUUCCUCUUACCAUCUUUAUGUGCGUAAAGAUCGUGCAGGAAUAUGAAAGAGCCGUGAUCUUUCGAUUGGGUCUCAUUGUAGACAGGAAACCAAAAGGACCAGGAAUUUUCUUUGUGUUGCCAUGUACCGACACAUUCAGGAGAGUGGACUUAAGAACGGUGUCAUUUGAUAUUCCUGCUCAGGAGUUCUUGACUAAAGACUCUGUGACGGUUAGUGUGGACGGUGUGGUGUUCUACCGUGUAUUUGACCCCAUCUGUUCUGUGGCCAAUAUCACCAAUGUGGACCAGUCAACAAAGCUGCUGGCACAAACCACCCUGAGAAACGUGCUGGGCAUGAAGAACCUGUCAGAGCUGCUAUCGGACAGAGACGGCAUCUCCUCUUACAUGCAGUCUGCCUUGGAUGAGGCCACUGUUGUGUGGGGCAUUAAAGUGGAGCGGGUGGAGAUCAAGGAUGUUAAGUUGCCCCAGCAGCUCCAGAGGGCCAUGGCGGCAGAGGCAGAGGCGGUCCGUGAAGCUCGUGCCAAGGUGAUAGCGGCAGAGGGUGAGAUGAACGCCUCGCGGGCUUUGAAGGAAGCCUCUCUAGUGAUCGCUGAGUCACCAUCAGCUCUGCAGCUAAGAUACCUCCAGACUCUGAACUCCAUCGCUGCCGAGAAAAACUCCACCAUCGUCUUCCCUCUGCCUAUUGACAUCAUUCAGCAUUUCGUAUCUAAAACAGCUUAAAAACACCCAAUUCUCUUGCUUUCCCUUUGCUGUUCUGAAAUUGUAUUUUGUGUUCAAUGUCUAAACAUUUAAACAUAGCUUCUCAAAGUGGAUUGCAAGGUAAAUUUUAACAGUAUGCGUUCCAUUGAGGAAACAUAUGAAGAGUUAAUUAGCAAUACAGAUAACUGAUUAUUUUUCGAAAUAUUUGUUCCUAUGUAAAAUAAACAAAUAAAAAUUGU